GUUGUAUGCUAAAGCGCUAAAAGACAUUGUGAUUGUAAAACUAGGUUGAAAUUUUCUGUAUGGAUCUAUGCGUGGAUACACUAUGGAUGUUUAGGCUGCAAAUCCUACUAUAACUUCCACUCUCAUGCGGUACAGGAGAACGUAGAUAGCAAGAAAGGCUUGCUCAGACGUGCCGUCGGAUGUCUCGAUAAGCUCAUCAGCACUACCCCAGGCCGUCCCGCAACGUUCAAGAUAUAUUUGGGUAGAAUCGGACCGACGGAUCUAUGCGGAGGGAAGACGCAAUAGUAAGCCGGAACCGAUCGUGUCCUCGACUUUGAAUGCUACGACACAGAUGGAUUUCUCACGUCUCGGUAGUCUUGGACAAAUCCGGCGGGUUGAUCCUGCUUUCGUUGCCUGUCUUGAUGCACUCAGCGAUUCGGGUAAGAACAUCGCCAUGUCGAUUCUUCGGUAGCAGGCUCGACGGGCUGCACAGCAUACGACCGGUAGGAAUGGACGAACGUCUGAUCCAGCAACUCGAUCGAUGGCUUGAUGGCUGCCUAGAUGACUCAGUCGUAAGAUGCACACCGUUUAAACGGCAUACAGCGAGCUGGACAAAGCGCGCACAGUCAGCAAUACAUACCAACAACGUACCGCGCGCGCAUUUGAGGUAUAUGGCGACAGAUCAGCCCCCGGCGAUCGGAAAGGCCAAGAUCCGCCAUCCUCGCCGUAUCCCGCGGACCAACAAGCUCACAGACCCUCUCGAGCGGCACGACGAUAAGCAGCGGCAGUCAGCAGUGGAGAUUCCAGAAUCAGUAUCGAGAAUCAACGGGACCCGGAACCCUUUUGAACCAUCACCGUGCCGCGCACAUGGCAGCUGUCAAGGUAGGGCUGAACAUCAUCCGUGGGACCGGAAGGCGCUACAUCCGCCGCCGAAGCCGCGCUAGAAAGGUCGUGCAAUCGCGCAAGCCACCACAACACCACGGCAGGUCGAGCCGGAUGCAGCAACCAACCCCGAGCAGAUGCCACGCAACCACUCCGGGGGCUGGAUCCACUCUGGCUUCACCCUGAAUCUCGCGAUUUGCGAUUU
Molecule: messenger RNA, 1066 nt
Organism: Alternaria rosae
Lineage: Eukaryota; Fungi; Ascomycota; Dothideomycetes; Pleosporales; Pleosporaceae
Exons: 3
Coding region: 318-923 (201 amino acids)
Source: RefSeq, a predicted model, not a curated record